CAUUCAUUUCUCUUGGGAAAAACCAGCAGAUGCCGGUUCACUUUCACCAGAACACCAAGAAGGAUAAUUUAGACAAUUUAGCAGAGUAACAAAUCUGUUGAGCUUAACCAAUGAGAGGCAUAACACUAGAAAUCAAGAAGGAUCCAGCAAACUCCACUGAAGCUUCCUCAUGGAUCCUUCUUCCCACCCACUUAUGUAUAGCCAUUAGUACCAUCAAGCCAACUUGAUUCCAAUUUCAGACCCAAAACCAGAACACAAGACAAUGCAAGGAUAUGGAACUGAAGCCCCACAACCACAGUAUGAAGAAUUGAACUGCAAGUUGCACAACCAACCAAAACCAAAACCAAAACCAAAACCAACCUCCCCUCUCUCCAAAUCCAAUGACAAAAUCUAAUCUCAACAACCUCACAAUCUUACUCUUACUCCUCUUCACCUUCACCUCUCAAAUCACCAUUUCAGCACAAAACAACAACAACCAACAAGACCAGAGACAACCCUUCGUCGGAGUCAACAUUGGCACCGACGUUUCAAAUCUCUUACCACCAUCACAACUAGUAUCCUUCCUCAACCACCAGAAAAUCACUCACAUCCGUCUCUACGAUGCCAACCCCGACAUCCUCGGAGCAUUAUCCGGCACCGACAUCCACGUCACCAUCAGUGUCCCCAACAACCAGCUCAUCGCAAUUGGCUCAUCAAACUCCACCGCUUCUGCCUGGAUCCGCCGCAACGUCGCCGCUUUCUACCCCAAAACCCUCAUCACCGGAAUCUCCGUCGGCGACGAGGUUCUAACCACCGUCCCCUCCUCCGCUCCUCUCCUCCUCCCCGCCCUUAAAUCCCUCUACUCCGCCCUCGUCGCUUCCAACCUUCACAACAAAAUCACAAUCUCAACUCCUCAUUCCGCUUCCAUCAUCCUCGACCCUUUUCCUCCUUCUCAGGCUUUCUUCAACCAGAGCCUCUCUUCCAUUCUCCUCCCUCUUCUCCAGUUCCAUUCGCAAACCGGUUCGCCAUUGAUGCUCAACCUCUACCCUUACUAUGUCUUCAUGGAGAACAAGCGUGAGGUUCCUCUCGAAAGCACGCUGUUCAAGCCUCUUGCCAAGGAAAUGGUGGACCCCAACACGCUGCUUCACUACACCAAUGUUCUUGAUGCCAUGAUUGAUGCUGCUUAUUUCUCCAUGAAGAAUCUCAAUGUUACUGAUGUUGUGGUGCUUGUCACUGAAACUGGUUGGCCUAGUAAAGGGGAUUCGAAUGAGCCUUACGCGACGAAGGAGAACGCGGAUACUUACAAUUCCAACUUGAUUAAGCAUGUUUUCGAUCGUAACGGAACCCCUUUGCAUCCUGAAACAACUUCCAGUGUGUAUGUGUAUGAAUUGUUCAAUGAGGACUUGAGGUCAAGGCCAGUGAGUGAGGCUAAUUGGGGACUCUUUUAUGGGAAUACUACGCCUGCGUAUUUGCUUAGAGUUUCUGGGACUGGGAGUUUUCUUGCCAGUGAUACUACUAAUCAGACUUAUUGCAUUGCUAUGGAUGGUGUUGAUUCGAAGACUUUGCAGACGGCGUUGGAUUGGGUGUGUGGACCGGGGCGAGCGAAUUGUUCUGAGAUUCAACCUGGAGAGAGUUGCUAUCAGCCUAAUAAUGUGAAGAAUCAUGCUUCUUAUGCGUUUGAUAGCUACUACCAGAAUCAAGGCAAAUCAUCCGAGUCUUGUGACUUCAAAGGAGCAGCUAUGAUCACUACUAAUGAUCCUAGUCAUGGCAGCUGUAUAUUUCCUGGAAGUAAGGAAUUAAGCAGCAAGACAAAGGAAAAUGUGAACUCUACUCAAUCAAGCAAUGCAGGGGAGAAUUUAAGGCUCAGAACCUUUAGCGGCAAGAAAAUGAGUGAAAUCAACUACAUUUUGCACAUUUACUUGGUUGCUGCAUUGCCCACUUUGUUGCUAUUCCUUUUGUGAGGUGCAAAUAAUACCUUUUUUGUUCUGGGUGGGGGUUGAGAGCGUUUGUAUGAUUGAUUGUUUUGAUAAUUCUUUUAGCAGAGGAUAAAAGAAAAGGAGGUUCUGGAUGACCUACUUCUCCAAACUUAGUGCUUAAGAUAGAUGCUUGCUUUUGAGAAAGUAGGUGUGUAAAAUUUUCACAUGGAGGGUUCUUGUAAUUAAAUAUGUUAAUUAGUGUAGGAUAUGAACAUCAUGGAAUCGACUUUCUUAUGUGAAUUUCUUACAUGCGAA
Molecule: messenger RNA, 2210 nt
Organism: Lotus japonicus
Lineage: Eukaryota; Viridiplantae; Streptophyta; Magnoliopsida; Fabales; Fabaceae
Product: glucan endo-1,3-beta-glucosidase 1-like
Exons: 3
Coding region: 381-1940 (519 amino acids)
Biological process (GO): carbohydrate metabolic process
Cellular component (GO): plasma membrane
Molecular function (GO): hydrolase activity, hydrolyzing O-glycosyl compounds
Source: RefSeq, a predicted model, not a curated record